This is a messenger RNA of Mixia osmundae IAM 14324, 1167 nucleotides long. RefSeq lists its product as uncharacterized. The transcript has 4 exons. The record is from RefSeq and is a predicted model, not a curated record. NCBI's taxonomy places the organism in Eukaryota, Fungi, Basidiomycota, Mixiomycetes, Mixiales, Mixiaceae. The coding region runs from base 1 to 1167 and encodes 388 amino acids.
AUGUUCUACCGUUCGACGCAAGCCUAUCGAUCGCUCGAUGCGCUCAGAGUCAGUACAUGCGAUGACUCUGCAAAGAGACUCAGUCAGCCCGAGUUGCUUGGCGCCGAAUCACGUGCCGGCUCCAGCAGGACGUCAUCGCCGCUGUCGCGCAUCUAUGCCACUGGAUCGCGAUUGGCUCAUCGGCUGAGCUUGUCUCCUUCUCUGCGGCGUCGUAGAGAUGCGCAGGGCGAUGCGACGUCGGCCCGUGCAUUCACCCCAAUCCGACGGAAGCGGUUGAGUUUGUCCAGCGAUUGGACCUCACAUGCUCGCGCCGUGUUCGAUUGGCAUGCCAUACUAUCGGUGGUCGUGUCGGACCAUCACCACGCGCAGCAAUCUGCACCAAGGAAAGCGCUAGUCGUCGGCGACCCGUCGCCCAUGUGGAUCCUUCACCAGGCUCAGCGAACAGGCUGGGAGGAGACGCGGUUUCAUGGGAUCACCUUUGAGAAACAAUGGCUCUUCACCUCGCAUUUGCCGCCUGAGCUGAGCGGCCGGAUACGUCUGGGCCGGAUCGAGCACGACAUGCAGCUCUCACUCGAACUGCAAUCAUUCGACUAUGCUCUUUUCUUCAAACCGCUCAACAUCGAUCCCAAGACGUCAAACGCAGUCGGACAGAAUAUCACGAAUGCGCUCAAGUGCGGUGCAACGUUUGAAAUCGUUCAUGGCCCAAUAUUAGCGCAAGAAGCAUCUGCAAACUCAGCCAAGCCUCGAAAGCUCGCUGCACAACCGGCUUUGACAGGUGCAAAGUCGAUGAGUUCUUGGACUGCGGAAGAUUUGCUCGCAGGCUCUCUCAAGCCAGAAGACGAGAAUUUGCUCGAGGUGAUUUGGCAACGCACGACGAUCGCGCGACAGCAUGAAACGGAGCGGAGAUUGCCCGCAUUUGCCUCAAGAAACGAGUCGACGGAGCAUCUCUCAGAUCAGCUUGCUGCAGCCAUGCAACGGAGCUUCGACUGGUUUGUAAGCCCUACUCCACCUCCCCAAACGCCUUCGUCGAUGUCUCUCCAUGACUUUGAGGCCGAGCUCAAACCGUCCAUGUCCAAACUGAAGAAAGCCCGCAAACGUUUAUCUAGCUUUGGUUCACUCGGAAUGUCUCGCGAAAUCUUGGGUCUUGAUUGCAGCUACAAUUGCUAG